UCUUUUUUGGAAUAUUGUUUGUUAGCUUGUGAUGAGAUAAACUGGGAAAAUCGUGAUGGCGAGAGACUACAGUGGUUCGCAAAUGCAUCAUCAGCUUGAAGCAAAGAGGAGGCGUCUCACAUGGAUUCUGGGGGUUAGUGCCCUCUGCAUAUUGUUCUAUGUGUUGGGCGCUUGGCAGGCGACUCCCAGUACUCAAUACGACUUAUACACUAAAGUUGGUUGUAAUAAUAAUACGGCUAUGUCGGACAACAAUGGCAAUGCAAGUCUCAGUAAUCCAUCGAUAGACUUGGAUUUUGCUAGCCAUCAUCAGAUCGAUAUCGAGAGUUCGAAAACAGUGAGUCAAUUCCCACCGUGUGACAUGUCUUACAGCGAGUACACUCCUUGCCAAGAUAAAGUAAGGGGACGGAAAUUCGACCGCGACAUGAUGAAAUAUCGAGAGAGGCAUUGUCCCUCCAAGGAAGAACUGCUACUCUGCCUUAUACCGGCCCCGCCGAAUUAUAAGACCCCUUUUAAAUGGCCUCAGAGCCGUGAUUAUGCCUGGUACAACAAUAUCCCUCAUAAAGAACUCAGCAUUGAGAAGGCGAUCCAGAAUUGGAUUCAAGUAGAGGGUGAUCGUUUCAGAUUCCCCGGGGGAGGCACCAUGUUCCCUCGGGGAGCUGAUGCAUACAUCGAUGACAUUGGUGAGCUCAUUCCUCUUACUGAUGGAAGAAUCAGAACAGCUGUUGAUACCGGCUGCGGGGUUGCAAGCUUCGGUGCUUACUUGUUGAAGAGGAAUAUCUUGACAAUGUCUUUUGCUCCAAGAGAUACACACGAAGCGCAGGUCCAGUUUGCGCUGGAACGCGGAGUUCCUGCGAUGAUCGGAAUCAUGGGUUCACAGAGGCUUCCUUAUCCAGCGAGGGCUUUUGACUUGGCUCAUUGUUCCCGUUGUUUGAUUCCUUGGUCAAAGAAUGAUGGCUUGUAUCUCACGGAAGUGGAUCGAAUUCUAAGGCCUGGAGGUUACUGGGUGCUCUCUGGUCCUCCUAUCCGCUGGAAGAAUUAUUGGAGAGGGUGGGAAAGGACAAAAGAGGACUUAAAACAAGAGCAAGAUGAGAUCGAAGACACCGCCAAACGCCUAUGCUGGAAGAAAGUGACUGAACACAAUGAUCUAGCUAUUUGGCAAAAGCCUAUCAACCACCGUGAGUGUGUUAAAUUUAAGAAGCGCCAUGGAACACCACCCCUGUGCAAAUCACAGAAUCCGGAUACAGCUUGGUAUAGAAAUUUGGAAGCUUGCAUAACCCCACUUCCAGAAGCAACACAUGCAACUGAUGUUGCUGGUGGUGAACUACUAAAAUGGCCGGGGCGUGUUGUUGCUGUCCCUCCUAGAAUUAGCCGUGGCCUAGUACAAGGCAUCAGUGUCGAUAGAUUCGUGGAAGACAGGGAACUGUGGCAUGAAAAGAUAGCACAUUACAAUCGACUUAUUACUCCCUUUCGUUCCGGACGACAUCGGAAUAUCAUGGACAUGAAUGCCAACUUUGGGGGAUUUGCAGCUGCAUUGUCAAAGUAUCCAGUGUGGGUCAUGAAUGUUGUACCUGAAAAUUCAGAUCCUGACACUUUGGGAAUCAUUUAUGAACGAGGUCUAAUUGGUACGUACCAGGAUUGGUGUGAAGGAUUCUCAACAUAUCCAAGAACGUACGACCUCAUCCAUGCGAAUGGCGUGUUUACCAUGUAUCAAGACAGGUGUGACAUGACUUACAUCUUGUUGGAAAUGGAUCGGAUUCUGCGGCCAGAAGGGACGGUUAUAUUCCGGGACACGGUGGAGCUGCUAGUGAAGAUAAAGAGUAUAACAGAUGGAAUGAGGUGGAAGGCUCAGAUCGUGGACCAUGAGAGCGGACCCUUCAAUCCUGAGAAAAUUCUUGUUGCUGUUAAAACAUACUGGACUGGAGAAGCAACACACAAGCAGCCCUAGUAAACAUUUAUAGUUUCCUCUCCUCUUAGCACUCCCUGUCUCUCUCUUUUCAUCU
This is a messenger RNA of Hibiscus syriacus, 2000 nucleotides long. RefSeq names its product probable methyltransferase PMT17. Gene Ontology annotation, molecular function: methyltransferase activity. Lineage: Eukaryota; Viridiplantae; Streptophyta; Magnoliopsida; Malvales; Malvaceae. The coding region runs from base 56 to 1945 and encodes 629 amino acids. Gene Ontology annotation, cellular component: cytoplasm; trans-Golgi network; endosome. The transcript has 5 exons. The record is from RefSeq and is a predicted model, not a curated record.